Messenger RNA from Nothobranchius furzeri (turquoise killifish), 796 nucleotides. Its product is annotated as myelin basic protein. The record is from RefSeq and is a predicted model, not a curated record. Lineage: Eukaryota; Metazoa; Chordata; Actinopteri; Cyprinodontiformes; Nothobranchiidae. Gene Ontology annotation, molecular function: structural constituent of myelin sheath.
UCCGCCCCACCCCUCGCAAACAUCAUCACCGCCACUGCACCUCAAUCAGGAAGCGCGGAUGCGUUGUUUUCAUUCUUAUUUGUUUUUAUUUUAGACACAGAGACACUUUGCUGAACGUAGCGAAUCAGAAAGAGGCGGAAAAGGCGAUAAUUUCGAGGCUGUAAACAGUGUUGAAAUCUGCUGAAAGAAGACUGUCAGUGUGUUACAUCCAGUCCAGGAUCCGCUGCUGUGGAUGCAUUUGACACAGACUAACCGGAGAAGAAGGUCUCUGUCAGCAGCAUGGGACAGCAUCUAGGAAAGAGGGACGUCCACACGGACAGAAAGGCUUCGUCACCUGACCCCAGCGUAGAGCCAACAGGAACAGCAGCAGAGCCCGAAACACAGGAUGAAGUUUUUGGCCUGGUCCAAGCAGAUGCCAGCCAGAACAAUGGCCACAUCUCGGAGAAGCCGGCGGUGACAGACUCCUCGGGCGCUGAGGGCCCCCACCAGCUCUGGACCUCAGCCAGCACAGCUGACCUUGACGCCGCCACGCCACGCCCCCACCUGGUCCGCCUCUUCUCCCGAGAUGCUCCGGGCCGGGAGGACAACACCUUCAAAGAGCGACCCUCCGAGUCGGAUGAACUGCAGACCAUCCAGGAGCACAGCGGAGCGGCUUCAGAGUGCGGGUCGGAGAGCCCCGAGCAGGACUUAGAUUAGGCUGACUUUUGUUUUUUUCUUUCCCUCUCCUCUCUUUCUGUUCCUUUUCCAUCUUUGCGCUUUGCUCUCUCAUUUACGAGAGGCGCUUAAGUCCCCCCAA